AUGGUGGUGAUUCCAGUUACUAUUAAAGGAGCUAACUAUCUACAUUGGACAAGGCUUGCUAAGACAGCUCUUGGAGGCAGAAGGCUUUGGGAGAUUGUUGAAGAAGGCAGACCACAAAAGAAGAUUAUCCUAGGAGAGGAUGGCAAAGAGGUUGUUCUUGCUGAUGUUGGCGCCAAGAAGAAAUGUCAAGAGGACCAGUUGGUGUUGUCCAUUCUUCAGCACAGUCUUGACCCCUCACUUCAGGAAGGUUACCCCUAUUGUGAAACUUCCAAGGAGCUAUGGGAUACACUUCAGAAGGUGUAUGGAAACAAUUCCAACAUCAGUAGAGUCUUUGAAGUCAAGAGAGUUAUCAAUACUCUUAGUCAAGAGGACAAUAAUUUUGAUAAACAUUUUGAGAAGUUCAGAUCCUUGUGGGCUGAACUUGAGAUACUCAGGCCAACAACUAUUGAUCCUGAUGUGCUUAAUCAAAGGAGAGAGAAAGACAAGGUAUUUGCUUUGCUGCUUACCCUACAUCCAAGCUAUGGUGACCUCAUCAAGCACAUCCUAAGUAAUAAUGAGCUACCUUCUCAAGAUGAGGUAUGCUCUGAGAUUCACAAGGAGCAAGGCUCAGUUGGUCUCUUUGGAGGAGGAAAGAAAGAUCUGAAGAAAAACCAUGGAAAGGACAAGUGCUGCAUACACCACCCCCAUCUCAAGCCACAGAAGUUCAGGACAGGUUACAAUGAUGCCAAAACAAACUUCUCUGGUGAUAUUGAUGAGCCAUCUAUACAAGGCAGCAUGCGCCAGACCAAUGAAGCUUAUGAGAACAAAGGGGGAGCUUUCAGGAGUGGCUCAGCCUUAAGGAACACUCAAGAUGAGACCAUCAGGAGAUCUGAUAUUGAGGCUCUCAUCAAACUCCUUAAGGGUAACUCUGGAGAUGUUACAAUAGCUAAUGGUGAAAGAGUACCAAUUAAAGGAGUAGGUGAUCUUAGGUUGUUUAACAAAGAUUCUAAAGCUUUCUAUAUGCCUAGCUUCACCUCAAACUUGUUAUCAGUUAAAAGAGCUACUAAUGACUUGAAUUGCAGUGUUACUUUCACUUCUAAUGAUGUCUACUUUCAGGAUAUUGAAACUAGUAGGUUGCUUGGCAACGGUGUCACCAAGGGAGACUUGAUACCUACCAGGAUCCUUCAAGAUCAAUCUCCAUAUCAGGAGAACAAAGAGAUAAGCUGGCGCAUAGAAGCACCAGGGCAGUGUUUAUUGGCUAUUCUCCUCACCAAAAGGGCUACAAAUGCUUUGUUCCAGAGACUAGGAGAGUCUUGA
Molecule: messenger RNA, 1296 nt
Organism: Brassica napus (rape)
Lineage: Eukaryota; Viridiplantae; Streptophyta; Magnoliopsida; Brassicales; Brassicaceae
Exons: 5
Coding region: 1-1296 (431 amino acids)
Source: RefSeq, a predicted model, not a curated record